AUGAAUAUAGAUCUUAUCUUGGAGAGUGUUGUGCUCCCCAUCAUCAAGUAUCCAAUUUUUUUGGCUGUGACUAUAAGCACUUACACAAACUACAAUGUCGAGAUACUCUAUUUACCUUUGGUAACGUUUUCGGCGCUUAUAAAUUUGGGAAUUUGGCUUAAUAAGCGAUUCAAGGUGAGAGGAAAGUGGCAGGAUUUGGAUAGAGUGGAUAGCGCGAUAUGCGUGGUCACAGGUGGUAGCAAUGGUUUAGGACUGGCUAUAGUACAAGAAUUUCUGUCAAAGUUUGUCAACGUGACAGUAAUUGUGGUUGACGUUGCUGUUCCCAAAGUUGUACACCCGCGUUUGGUGUUUUACCAAUGCGAUCUGAGCGAGCCCUCUGGCGUUGAACGCAUUCUGCUUCUUCUGAGAAGGAAUCACCCAAAAAUUGACGUCCUCAUUAACAAUGCUGGAAUUAGGUCUAAAUAUCAAAAUUACCUUCUGGUGCAAAGAGAAGAGGCCGAGCGCGUUUUCCAGGUCAAUGUAUUUGCACCUAUGCGUUUUGUUCAAGAAUUAAGUCCAGCAAGCAACGAUAAAUCACAGUUUUACGCUGUCACUGUAGCAAGUGCUCUGGGCGUAUGUGCGCCGGCACGCGCUUCGUGCUAUGGUGCAUCGAAAGCUGCAUCCAUUGCAUUUCACGAGGCGUGGACUCAAGAGAUAAGUUAUAAAAACACCAUAAGGACACUAUUAGUAACACCUGGACAGAUGAAUACCACUAUGUUUGGUGGUUUUGCCCCCCCUAAAGAGUUCUUUGCGCCCCUGGUGCAUCCCGAAGCGUUGGCGCGUCAGAUAGUCGAACACUGCAGGACAGGAACGAGAGGUGAGAUUAGUGCCCCACUGUAUGCUAAUUUCAUGGGUCUCAUGCGUGUUCUUCCCUACGGUGUUAACUACUAUGCUCGUAAGCUUUCAGGUAUUGAUAGCUGCCUCCCGACUGAAAGCAUGCAUUGA
This is a messenger RNA of Lachancea nothofagi CBS 11611, 984 nucleotides long. NCBI's taxonomy places the organism in Eukaryota, Fungi, Ascomycota, Saccharomycetes, Saccharomycetales, Saccharomycetaceae. The record is from the annotation of a GenBank genome assembly.